This is a messenger RNA of Paramuricea clavata, 257 nucleotides long. NCBI's taxonomy places the organism in Eukaryota, Metazoa, Cnidaria, Anthozoa, Malacalcyonacea, Plexauridae. The record is from the annotation of a GenBank genome assembly.
AGUUUUAAAUUGUUGCUUGGAUACAUAUCGAGCGACAAGGAUGUGUUUGGCCACCCUGCUUAUGUCGCCUAUACGAACUUUGAAGUACUAAAGAUAGCAGUUGAGGAUUGGGAAUUGCGUGAUAAGAUUGCAGUAACCGAUUUUCUAUACGGGCGUUACACCGGACUAGAUCCUCUUAUGGAGAUAACUAAAAGGGGGGAUAUUAAGAUGAUGCAAUUUAUACUUGAAAAGCGCGCUAGUGGAAAUCAAACAGAUAG